AUGGGACUAUUCACUAAGAGCUCUCUGACUGCCAACAGCGUGGCUGCCCAAGACGACUCUGCGUCCAUGACCUCGGUUAAUACCGGAGGAUCGGCCUCAUCGAAGAAGGGUUUGAUCCGAUGCACGGAACCAUUCAAACAUCCGAUCAACCCAACCAAAGCUCCAACUUUCGACUUGAGUGCCGAGCAGGAAGCAAAGUAUAUCGAGGUGCUUGAACACUUCAAGGAGUACAUCAAAAAAGAUAUUCCAGUCAAUGACUCUCUGAACGCUGCAAAGGUGCCCAUUACUCGUGCCGAGAUGGCUUGGCUCACGAAAGAGUGUUUCUUGCGCUAUUUGCGUGCCACCAAGUGGAAUGUUGCUGCUGCAAUCAAGAGAAUCGAAGAGACCAUUAUCUGGAGAAGAACCUUCGGCGUGGUGAAUAUCGAAGGUCACACAGACACAUUGAAACUACUCACGCCAGAUGUGGUCGAGGCCGAAAACCUCACCGGCAAAAACCUCAUUUUGGGUUUCGACAUGGAUAACAGACCGUGCAUGUAUCUCCGUAACGGAUACCAGAACACUGCUGCGUCGAUCCGCCAGGUACAGCACUUGGUGUUCAUGUUGGAGCGAGUAAUAGACUUCAUGCCCGCGGGCCAGGAUACUCUUGCCCUUUUGAUCGACUUUAAAGCUGCUCCCGCGCAUUUGAAUCUCUCCGCCAGGUUUCCCUCCUUGAGCAUUUCCAAACAAGUAUUGCAUAUCCUCCAAAAUCACUACCCCGAGCGGUUGGGACGUGGACUCUUCACAAACAUCCCUUGGAUUGGAUACACCUUUUUCAAAGUCGUCGGUCCAUUCAUCGAUCCAUACACUAGACUGAAGACCAUUUACGACCAGCCCUUCCAGAACUUCGUUCCUAAAGAGCAACUAGACAAAGAGUUCAAUGGUAUGUUGGACUUCGAAUAUGUCCAUGAGGACUACUGGCCGAAAAUGUUGUCGAUUGCGGAAGAGAAGGCUGCUGUGGUGAACAGUAACUUCGAUAAGUUGGGAGGAGGAAUAGGUCUAAGCGAAUACGACCUCAAGUCACCCGUGUAA
Messenger RNA from Australozyma saopauloensis, 1068 nucleotides. It is a transcript of the gene PDR17, whose product is annotated as Pdr17p. The transcript has a single exon. The record is from RefSeq and is a predicted model, not a curated record. The coding region runs from base 1 to 1068 and encodes 355 amino acids. Lineage: Eukaryota; Fungi; Ascomycota; Pichiomycetes; Serinales; Metschnikowiaceae. Gene Ontology annotation, molecular function: phosphatidylinositol transfer activity.